UUAAUUUUUCAAUAGAAUAUUUUUCUUAUUAAAGAACAAAAACCUCUCAAGGUUCAGUAAUGAGAAUAACAGAACUUUUUUUUUAUAGAAGGACGGCAGUAAUUUUGCUAUCAGUUGUAUCAAUAUGGGGAGUUUUUUACUUAAAUAAUAAAAUAAAAGAUGUUUUUUUGGAUAUGAACAUAAAAAAUGAUAAGCAUUACAAUUAUUUUAACAAAGUUUUUAACCAAACAAAUGAAGAAAAUGAUGAAACAAGUUCUAUAUCAACCAAGAUGAAAGAAUACUUCCAGCUUAAACCAACUUUAGUUCAAACUACAAAAAUUCCAUUUGAUUAUCUUGCAAAAGAAAAUGAAGCACUUUCUCACAUUAUAUUUGAUUACGUUGAAAAAGAUAACACAGUAACUUAUACAUUACUAAUUAUUAUAUCUUCUCACGUAAAUAACAGAAAAAGAAGAGAUCGGAUUAGAGAAUCUUGGGGAAGUAUUUUUAAUUGGGUAACAGUUAAAAAGUAUUUAUUAGUCUUUGUUGUUGCUAGAACAUCCGAUGCCAAAUCAAUGAUAGAGAUAGCAGAUGAAGCGAGAAUAAGAAGAGACGUUUUAUAUUUAGAUAUAUUUGAAGAUUUUUACUUGCUAACUAAAAAGGUAAUUGUAGGACUAACGUGGGCAAAAAAUUACGUCAAGUUUAAAGCUCUUUUAAAAGGUGACGAUGAUACGUUUGUUAACAUAGACAACGUAAUACAGUUUAUCAAUGUUAACGAUAUAAUAGACGGAUAUUUUGGUAAUAAGAUAUACAAAGCAAAAGUGAGAAAAUUUGGUCGAUAUCAAGUAAGUAAAGAAGAGUUUAAAAAAGAUAUUUACGAGACGUACUGUUCUGGAGGAGGCUUUAUAUUAACAAACUCUAGUGUUUAUAAGAUGACAAAGCUGUUUGAUAUAAACAAAAUAUUAAGAAUAGAUGACGCAUAUGUGGGAGAAAUUGCAUAUCAAGCAGAAAUACCGGUACGUGGAAUCAAGGGCUUUUAUAUGUACAACAACAACUGUAAAUAUCAAAAAGAUGUCAUGGUUUCACAUCCGGCUCUUAUUAUUGCAUGUAACGAAUUUCUACUUAAAAAAUCUAUGAUUGACAACGGCAAGCUUCCAUGGGAUUUGACGUUAGAAAAACAAUCGUGUUAUGAUGAAAAAGUUAUAUGUAAAAUAGAAAUAACUAAGUGAAUAAAAUAAAUAAGUGAACCAAAUUUUGGCUUCACAAGUUUAAA
This is a messenger RNA of Hydra vulgaris (swiftwater hydra), 1249 nucleotides long. Its product is annotated as beta-1,3-galactosyltransferase 1. Gene Ontology annotation, cellular component: Golgi membrane. Lineage: Eukaryota; Metazoa; Cnidaria; Hydrozoa; Anthoathecata; Hydridae. Gene Ontology annotation, molecular function: hexosyltransferase activity. The record is from RefSeq and is a predicted model, not a curated record.